AUGGCAAUUCUGCAAAAACAUGGAAAGAACUCUAGUCCAGAUUUGGUCUGCCUCAAAGAAAACCCCCCAGACAAAAUCGGGGUCGCUGGAGGUCAUCAGAAGAAGUUGAGUGAACCGAAUACGAACUGGCCAAGGUGAGUUUACGAAGAUUUUUCAGUAGCCAAUCUCACGUUUUUCCCACAGUCUAGAAGUGUUCAUUUUAAAAUAAAAUUACCAUAAUGAAACGACGGACCCUUUAUUCAUAUGUGUUUAACCACACAUAAUAAUAUAAUGUAUGAGAGAUUGUUAGUUCCUUAUUUUGCAAAUGCCAUACAAGUUUGCAAUGAUUCGAGCUCCUCUGUAGUUUACUGAAAUGUGUUGGCAUUGGUUAAUGACAUUUUCAGAACAUCUUCUCUCCCUUGACAUAAGAAAACAUAAAGUACCACUCAUACACAUGUAGCUUUGUUUUCGAUACUUUGUUUCUACUUUUGAGUCCAAAUGUAACCAUAUGAAAUGUAUUUAUUCCCAAAUAAAUACUUGACUUUCUUAUUAAUCAGAUGCCUGUCAGCUGGUGGUCUCAAGGUUAUUUUAAAGCUACUAAACUGCACACACACAGCCUUGGGGAAUUUAAAAGCUUCUAGGUCUAGUAAGUCAUAUAGUCAGGCAUUCAUAGAAUUGUCAUAGAAGGCAUGAUAGUUGGCAAGCCAAAGCAAAGAUUAGGCUAAGAAUUCAGCCAGAUUCACUCAAAUAAUUAUAAUAUAAUGAGAUUUAGGCCUAACCUAUCUAGUUAACACAAUUUAGCGCAGAUCAAAUUUAGACGUUUAAAGUUCUGUGAAAACGCCUAGUUGGUUUAGUUCCAAUUUGCCAUUUACAAGAAAAAAGCAGAAUAAAUGCACAGAUGUUGGUUUUACUGAGAAUAUCACACCCACUCUUACUCACACCCACACAUAUUCUCAUUUACACACACCAAACACAUUAAUGUACGCCUCACACACAUCCCUGUCCUCUGCUAGUCACACUUGUGCCCUCUCUCCCUGCUAUGCAGACCCCUGGCGCGGGUAUGGACGGUGGUGCUACUGCUGGGGACCUGUCUGCUGUACUGCGCCCGCGUGGCCAUGCCCAUCUGUGCCGUCAGCAUGGCGGAGAAGUUCAACUGGACCAAGAGGGAUCAGGGCAUGGUGCUGGGCAGCUUCUUCUGGGGCUACUGCUUCACACAGGUUCUCGGAGGCUACGUCAGCGACAGGUGGGCAACGAGAGGAGAGGAUUAUACUUUGUCUGUUUGCUCAUAA
Messenger RNA from Coregonus sp. 'balchen', 1268 nucleotides. The record is from the annotation of a GenBank genome assembly. NCBI's taxonomy places the organism in Eukaryota, Metazoa, Chordata, Actinopteri, Salmoniformes, Salmonidae.